This is a messenger RNA of Bombyx mandarina (wild silkworm), 1691 nucleotides long. RefSeq names its product pre-mRNA processing factor 19 (gene Prp19). Lineage: Eukaryota; Metazoa; Arthropoda; Insecta; Lepidoptera; Bombycidae. The record is from RefSeq and is a predicted model, not a curated record. Gene Ontology annotation, cellular component: cytoplasm; Prp19 complex; U2-type catalytic step 1 spliceosome. Gene Ontology annotation, molecular function: ubiquitin protein ligase activity; protein binding. Gene Ontology annotation, biological process: mRNA splicing, via spliceosome; protein ubiquitination; DNA repair.
GCCUAGAGUCGAAAGUUGGAAUGGUUUUGUUUGGUUCCAUGUAAUUUUACGGCUCCGUGCGGAAUUUUCAAACCUUUAAAGUGAUAUCAUAAGCAAAAUGUCUCUCUAUUGUGCGAUAUCAAAUGAAGUUCCCGAAGUACCAGUGGUAUCACCUACGUCAGGAGCUGUGUUUGAAAGGAGAAUCAUUGAGAAGUACAUAAUAGAAAAUGGCGUGGAUCCUAUUAACGGCAAGGAGUUGAGAGUUGAGGACCUUAUUGAGAUCAAAACACCACCUAUAGUAAAGCCAAAACCUCCAAGUGCCACAUCAAUCCCUGCCACACUGAAAAGCAUGCAAGAUGAGUGGGACGCCCUGAUGUUACAUGCCUUCACACAGAGACAGCAGUUGCAGACUGCUAGACAAGAAUUAAGUCAUGCACUGUACCAACACGACGCAGCGUGUCGUGUGAUAGCCCGACUCACAAAGGAGGUGACGGCGGCGCGAGAGGCCCUCGCCACACUGAAACCGCAGGCCGGCAUUGCAGCACCCCAAGCACCACACCCCACGGAGGCGUCAGCAGGCAGUGCGGGAGCAACAGGCAUGUCUGCGGACGUGGUGUCUCGUCUGCAGGAGCGCGCCACCGCACUCACGCAGGAACGGAAGCGCCGAGGCCGCACCCUGCCCGAGGGACUGCUGGCACCAGAGCAGAUCAGAGCAUUCCUCACUCUCGCAUCGCAUCCUGGUCUUCAUUCAGCCAGUGUUCCUGGUAUCCUAUCUCUGGACAUCAAUCCAUCCGAUCACAGUAAACUUUUGACUGGAGGAAACGAUCGUAACGCAACAGUCUUUAAUAAGGAUACUGAACAAGUUGUGGCCAUUCUCAAAGGUCACACCAAGAAAGUCACCAGGGUUAUAUACCAUCCGGAUGAAGAUACGGUCAUCACAGCCUCACCAGAUCAUACCAUACGGGUUUGGAAUGUGCCAACAUCUCAAACAACGGCAAUACUACGUUCUCACGACGGUCCAGUGACCGGUCUGUCCCUGCAUCCAACCGGAGACUAUGUACUCUCAACCUCUUCAGACCAACACUGGGCGUUCUCAGACAUUCGCACCGGACAACUUCUGACAAAAGUCAGUGACUUUUCUGGAGUGAGUCUCACAACUGCACAAUUCCAUCCGGACGGUCUCAUUUUUGGUACUGGAACGGAAAACUCACAAGUGAAGAUUUGGGAUCUAAAGGAGCAAAGCAAUGUAGCCAAUUUCCCUGGUCACGUAGGACCAGUUACUUCCAUUUCCUUCUCGGAGAAUGGGUACUAUUUAGCCACAGCUGCUGAAGACUCAUGCGUUAAAUUAUGGGAUUUGAGAAAACUAAAGAACUUUAAGACCAUUCAGUUGGAAGAAAACUAUGCUAUCAAAGAGUUGUGUUUCGACCAAAGCGGUACAUAUUUAGCCAUAGCCGGUACUGAUGUGAGGGUCUACUUGUGCAGACAGUGGCAGGAAUUGAAGGUGUUCAAUGAUCACACUGCUUCGGCCACCGGUGUCAGGUUCGGAAAGAACGCACAGUAUCUCGCUUCCACCAGCAUGGACCGGACGCUCAAACUUUACGGGAUAGAAUAAGAAUAGAUAUAAGUUUAGAUGGAUGGCUCGCUUUUUAAUUGCUGUAAAAUGUGCAUUUCAAAUUAAAAUGUAAUAACUGGAAUUAAAAUCUUCAGAUAUU